Messenger RNA from Penicillium egyptiacum, 666 nucleotides. The record is from the annotation of a GenBank genome assembly. NCBI's taxonomy places the organism in Eukaryota, Fungi, Ascomycota, Eurotiomycetes, Eurotiales, Aspergillaceae.
AUGCGUCCCAUCGAAGAGGGCGGCACUGGCGUCCCCACUGCUAGCGAGAUUCUGCGUGCCUACGCUCGCGCCCGCGGUUUCUCUACUCAGGGUAUUGGUCAGCCCGAUGAGUCCCGCGCUGCACGAUACGUUCUGAAGGACUAUGUCAACGGCAAGCUUCUCUGGGUCAACCCUCCCCCAGUUGCCGAGGACGAGACUCCAUAUGACACCGUCGAGUUUAACAGCGACCUAUACGACCUCGCCCAUCUUCCCGAAAGACGCCGAGCACAACUCAUACAAGCCAAGAUUGGAAACGGAAAGCAUGCCGCAGGAGAAGAAUCCACUGCAGAGCCCGCCGGCGACGUCGACUUAGAGGACCCCUCCAACCUAGCCAAGCUGUCCGUGGAGCCGGAGCUCGGUCGCACCUCCCGCAACCUUGAUACGGGCUUUUUCGGAUCAGAAACCGGCCCCUCUGCCGGUCGUCUGACCCUGCCCUUCCAGUCCCGAUACACCCAGCAGGGCCAGGAGAUGCGCAAGGCGCCAACAGGCCGCAAGGAGCGCAUGAUGGUUGCUCUUGAGCGUGGCGUGGAUGUCUCUGAGGUGAAAGGCAACUCGAAGAAGCACUUCAAGGCAAACAAGCGCCUGGCCAAGGGCAAGCGCAACAACCCUGAGGAUGACGACUACUAA